AUGAUCAGCGUUUCUUUGUUUCUGUUCAUCUAUCUGCUGGGAGGCGUCACGUUCCCCGCGCUCAUAGCAUGGGCAUUGUUCCGCGUGGCACCCAACGAGCGUGAUCCGCGCGGGCAAGGGCGCGCACGCGCUCGGUUGCGUGAAGCCGAGUUGAUGGUUCGCGACAUCCGUGAGGAUUUCAAAGCUGGUGAUUUCGAAGAACAACAGGGUGUUGACGUGCAAAAAAGGGGGCUUGUCACGAUGACGACAAAGUACCACUACCAUCACUCCGAAAUCGCCGCACUACAAGAACCUGACGAAGAUCUGCCGACCCGCGAUCAACUCAAGAAAAGACAUAAUUUCUACGGUGUGAUCAAGCAUGGGAACUUGUUUCUGUACAAAGAUGAAGCGACCGAUUCGGGUCUGUGUCACGUUAUCGUACUCAAAGAGACGUUCGUGACAUUGUGGCCUCGCAAUUCCCAUCGCGAAAGCCCAGAGGGUUCUUUGUUCACCAAGGAAAAAUGCAUUGCCAUCUUUAAAGCUGCCAAAGUAAACCUGGACGAGAACAACGACUUGACCUUCGACACCGGGCGUCCCGAUGGGACAUCCGGAGUCGCGUCUCAUUUGGACGAGUUUUUCCUGUACAUCCCUAAUAACGUCGAGAAGGAGGACUGGUAUUUCGCUCUUGUACGUGCUUCCAAAGUGUCGGCACCCAGAUCCGGCAUCAAUUGCUUGCUAGACCCAAACGUUUCGGCGCAGACCGAACACAUCAACACACGUGAUAUGUUAGCGCUCAUACAGACUUUGAACUCUACAGAAGCCCAACUGGGUGCCAAGUGGCUUAAUGCGCUUAUUGGACGUCUUUUCAUAGGCCUCCAGCAGACUGAGAGUCUUUCGAACCUCUUGCGAGUACGACUGGCGAAAAAACUUGCCAAGAUCAACAAGCCCGGGUUUCUCGACGAUUUCACAAUCGAAAGCGUCGACGUAGGCAAUGCAGCGCCAUUCAUCACGCAACCACAUCUCAAGGACAUCGCUGCGUCUGGGUUGCUUAAAAUCGGGUUUAAUAUCCUUUAUCAGGGAGGUAUGUCACUGAUCGUUUCUACCAAGGCGAAUAUCAACUUGAGUUCUAGAUUCAAAACCCGUGAAGUGCGAGUACAACUCUCCGUAACGGUAAGAAGAAUCAGUGGCCCCGUGGUCGUUCUCGUAAAGCCGCCACCAUCUGACCGAAUAUGGUACGCUUUCGAGACCGAACCUGUACUCGAUUUGGACGUGGAGCCGGUCUUGAGCACGAAACAAAUCUCGUACAACGUUGUCACGAACGCGAUUAAGUCUAAAUUUCGAGAAGCUAUACGGGAGUCUUUGGUGUUACCUUUUAUGGACGAUAUUCCUUUCUAUGAAACCGCUGACGAGUUUUAUAGAGGCGGAAUUUGGAAACACUCCAAGGCCGGAAACGAUACUAAGAAAAGUCCGGAAAAUCUGCGCGACUUGAAUUAUGAAACCAAUAAUUCGCUUGGAGUGCAGGAUUUGGAAAACCAAUCUUCUUCUAGUAAAUAUGACCUUGUUGACGACAUCCAAUCUCAAGAGUCAUCUGAUGCAGCCAGUGCUACUCAUGAAUCAUUAUCGAACGAUCGCUUGCUAAAGACAGAAAGUGGAGAAUCCACUAUCAAGGAGAGAACUUUGAAAAAGGUGGACACUCUAAAAUCAAUGUUAAAGCCGCGCGGUGAUCAUAGCGAUGGGGAAAACAGUUUGAACUCUACCGAACAUCAAGCUGCAUCAAAUAGUAACGCUCCUACUAAGCUAGGUGAGAUAAUCAAGGAAGACGCUGUGAGUUCUAAAAAAUAUCUGAACGCCGGCAUCAAAAAAUUCGGAAAAUGGUACAAGGACACUUUAUCAAGUCCCGAGCAAUCGGAUACGAGCAAUAUUGAAAGUGUAUCUCAACCGGUACUGCCGGAAAUGAUAUCGAAUAGGAGGACGGUCUUAAAGAAAAAGGGAAGGGAACCGGAGAAAGGGGAAUUGACAGCUGAAAGACGCUCCUCAAGCGCUGCAGAAAUGUUUGCAAACAAGACGAAAACUAAUUCAACCCCUCCUUCUUCAAAUAAUGAAGCUUCAUUUCAUCCUUAUGCAAAUAAUGCUGUGAAUCUGGGGCCGACUUCCCCUAACUUCCAAUCUCACACAAAAAAUAGAAAAACGUCAGGCACUUUCACGGAAUCUAUAGACCAACCUCAAGGCUUGGGUAUAUCUAGCUGUGGUAAUGAAGUGAUGAAACAGGGCGAAGCAAGGCUUGAGCAAUCUAUCGACAGACCUGCACGUGAGGCGCCAAUGACUCUUCAAGAGUUGAAUAAACGGCGACCUGUUCCACCUAUUCCUUUGACGACUAAUGAAGCAACUAAAAGUAAUUCAGAAAGCAUCGAAAAUGACUAG
This is a messenger RNA of Lachancea mirantina, 2400 nucleotides long. The record is from the annotation of a GenBank genome assembly. NCBI's taxonomy places the organism in Eukaryota, Fungi, Ascomycota, Saccharomycetes, Saccharomycetales, Saccharomycetaceae.